Molecule: messenger RNA, 668 nt
Organism: Oppiella nova
Lineage: Eukaryota; Metazoa; Arthropoda; Arachnida; Sarcoptiformes; Oppiidae
Source: the annotation of a GenBank genome assembly
CACAAGCAGUCGGAUGUGAUGCGAUUCCUCCUACGGCUGAGGUGUUGGCAAUACAGACAGCUUAAUGUCAUCCAUCGGUGUCCCCGUCCGACCCGCACAGAGAAGGCCAGACGUCUUGGAUAUCGAGCCAAACAGGGAUUCGUUGUCUACAGAGUCCGCAUCAGACGCGGUGGCCGUAAGAAGCAGGUGCCCAAAGGUGCCACUUAUGGUAAGCCUAAGAACCACGGCGUGAAUGAACUGAAGCCGCGCCGCAACCAUCAGGCGAUCGCCGAAGAGCGGGUCGGCCGACGAGUGGCUAAAGCGCUGCGAGUGUUGGGCUCGUAUUGGGUGACACAGGACUCGUGCUUCAAAUACUUCGAGGUGAUUUGUAUCGAUCCGUUCCACAAAGCGAUCCGAAGAGACCCGAAAGUGAAUUGGAUUUGUGCGCCGACACAGAAGCACCGGGAGCUUAGAGGCCUGACCAGCGCUGGUAAGAAACAUAGGGGUCUGAGAGGACGCGGACACGGCUAUAGCAAAGUGAUCGGUGGCUCACGUCGUGCUAAUUGGCGCCGAAGACAGACAUUACAGUUGCGCCGAAAGCGAUAAUCAAUUGAUCACUUGUUUGAGACUCUGAUUCGUAACUGUAUUUCAAAACCAGAAAUUAAUAAUAAAAUUAACUUUCACUUUGA